Messenger RNA from Helianthus annuus (common sunflower), 3198 nucleotides. RefSeq names its product LRR receptor-like serine/threonine-protein kinase GHR1. Gene Ontology annotation, biological process: protein phosphorylation. The record is from RefSeq and is a predicted model, not a curated record. Lineage: Eukaryota; Viridiplantae; Streptophyta; Magnoliopsida; Asterales; Asteraceae. Gene Ontology annotation, molecular function: ATP binding; protein binding; protein kinase activity. The transcript has 3 exons. The coding region runs from base 319 to 3045 and encodes 908 amino acids.
GUAAAAGGGGUGUAAAAGAAUGUUGGCAGGCAGGGAUAGAAUAGAAGUGAGGUGAGGUGACAUCUCCCGGGGUGAAGUCCCUUUCUUUGAUUGCAGCACUAACUUCACUCACCAACCAACCUAAUUCCAUUCUCCAGUAGCAUUCACUCGGCUCGGGUACUUGUUUGAUCUUAUCUCUCUUUGCACACCACCUGCCUGUUUGUUUGUUUGUUUGUUUGUUUGUUUGUUUGUUUGAUGGAUGGUAUUCCUCGACUUUAAUUUAUGUAUUUCUAGCUGGGUGGGUUUUGGAUAAAAUUAAAAUAAAAAGUGGGAAUCGGAAUGCAGACCACCUGUUUGAUGAUGAUGAUGAUGAUGGUAUUGCUGCUUGUUAAUCUGGCUCUAGGAAGACCAGAACUGGAUUCGCUUUUGGGGAUUAAGAGGGGUAUCAUCAUCCAGGAUGGGAAGAAGGCUUUGGCUUUGGGCUCAUGGAAUCCCAAAUCUUUAGCCUCAAAUGGUUGCCCCCUUGAUUGGUACGGCAUUACGUGUAGCAGUGGCCAUGUCACUGCUCUCAUGCUUGAUGAUUUAGGUCUAGUUGGGAAUUUUUCAUUUGCCUUCAUUACAGGCCUUACCAUGUUACGUAAUUUAUCCAUAUCUGGCAACCGUUUUGAUGGGACUAUUACAAAUGAUACUGCUAAUAUUCUCAAACAGUUGAAGUAUCUGGAUUUGCAUUCUAAUAACUUUUCCGGAAAUGUGAUGGACCUUUUGUCGCACUUGGGUGGUGUGGUUUAUGUUGAUCUUAGCAGCAAUGCUUUCACUGGAACUCUAGACUUGGGACUAGGCUCAGACGAAUUUGUUUCUGCCAUCGAGUACUUAAAUGUAAGCCACAAUAGCCUUGGUGGAGAUCUGUUUUCCCAUGAUGGGAUGCCCUUCUUUGAUAACUUGGAGGCGUUUGAUGCAAGUCAUAAUCAGCUCGUGGGCACCGUUCCUUCUUUUAAUUUUAUGGUCUCUUUGCGGAUUCUAAGGCUCGGUAACAACAGGUUGUCAGGGUCCCUACCAGAAGCUCUUUUGCAGGAGACCUCAAUGGUCUUGUCAGAACUGGAUCUCAGCCUCAAUGAGCUUAAAGGCCCGGUGGACAGUAUAUCCUCUACAACUCUGAGGAGUCUUAACUUGUCAUCCAACAAGCUGACAGGCGUCUUGCCUCUUAUCAUUGGUCACUGUGCUGUCAUAGAUUUAAGUAACAAUUUGCUCUCCGGCAACUUAUCCAGAAUUCAAGGUUGGGGAAACUAUGUUGAGGAGAUUAAUCUCAGUUCAAAUUUGUUGACGGGAAGUUUUCCGAUCCAAACUAGUCAGUUUUUGAGGCUUACUUCGUUGAAGAUAUCCAAUAACUCAGUUGGAGGUGUUCUAUCUGGGGUUUUAGCCACCUACCCAGAAAUAAAAAGCAUUGAUUUUAGCCACAACCAGUUUACUGGUGCAAUCCUGCCUAGUCUUUUUAACGCAACAAGAUUGACUUAUCUAAACAUGUCUUUCAAUAACUUCAGUGGGACCAUACCUGUCCAAGAAAAUAACAACUCUGUAGCGAGCCUCCUCGAGUUUCUUGAUUUGUCACAUAAUUCACUAACUAAUCAUCUUCCUAGAGAAAUUGCAAAUUACCAGAAGUUGACCUUACUUGAUGUAUCUAACAAUUUUUUACAAGGUGGCAUCCCUGAUAAUCUUCCAGGUGCACUUAAGGUACUCAAUGUGUCUUAUAACAAUCUCUCUGGUGUCGUACCUGAAAACUUGAAGAAUUUUCCUGAUUCAGCUUUCCAUCCAGGAAAUGACCUGCUAAGGUUCCCAUUCUCACCAAAAGAUAUGAACACGGGUCACAGGCCUAAAAAAAGAUCAUACAUUGUGCCAGUCCUUAUUGCUGGAUUGAUAGGUGGUGUUUUUAGCUUAGCUUUAUUGACAUUCAUCGUGUGCUAUAGAACCCAAUCGAAACCAAGUGCUGAAAAACAACAAGAAAUCUCUUCGGUUCUUGCCACAUCAGCACCUAAUUCAUCGCCGAAGUUGUCAACUACAAUUGAGCAUCAUGACUUUGGGGCAAAGAGAAAAGCCGAAGAAGCAUUUCCACCUUCAUCCUCUCAUGAGGUGUGUUCUCCUGAUAAACUGAUUGGGGAACUUCAUCUUUUUCAUAGCUCGUUGGUGUUCGGUGCCCAAGAACUUUCAUCAGCCCCUGCAGAGAUGAUUGGCAGGAGUUGUCAUGGAACACUAUAUAAAGCUGUACUAGAAUCGGGUCAUGUUUUGGCUGUGAAAUGGUUGAAAGAAGGGAUUGCAAAAGGGAAGAAAGAAUUUGCAAGAGAAGUAACGAAACUUGGUAACAUUAAACACCCAAAUUUGGUCUCCCUGCAGGGUUAUUAUUGGGGUCCAAGAGAGUAUGAGAGGAUGCUUAUAUCAAAUUAUAUCGAUGCACCCUGUUUGUCUCUUUAUCUUAAUGAAGCUGAUGCCAAAAAUCUCCCUGUAUUGAAUCUUGAUGACAGAUACAGAAUUGCUGUAGAUAUAGCCGGUUGCCUAAGCUAUCUCCACAACGAGAGAGCUAUACCUCAUGGUAACCUGAAAUCUACCAACAUCUUGUUGGAACCUCCUGCCAUGAAACAACCCCUUUUGACGGAUUACAGCCUCCACCGCUUAAUGACAUCAUCUGGGACAGCCGAGCAGGUUCUCACUGCAGGUGCCCUUGGAUAUCGGCCGCCUGAGUUUUGCAGUACAAGCAAACCAUGCCCGUCCCUCAAAAGUGAUGUUUAUGCCUUUGGAGUGAUAUUACUCGAGUUGGUGACUGGAAAAUGUUCCGCAGAGAUGAUUCUGGGCAGCAGUGGAGAGGUGGUGGAUCUGACUGAGUGGGUGAGUUUGCUAUGUGUCGAAAACCGUUGUAUCGAGUGUGUCAACAGCCAGAUGCUGAAUAAUAGUUGUGACAAUAUGGUUAAAGUGGCUGAAGAUAUGAUUCAGGUGGCGCUUCGGUGUAUACUUCCAGCUGAUGAACGACCCGAUAUGAAAUCCGUCAUGGAUGAUCUUACACUCAUAGCUGCAUUGUAAUGUAAUGACGAGUGUAUCUUCUUCAAAUUGAAGCAGCUGUUGUAAACAAGUUUCUGUAUUGUAAGUUGUGAUUCAUGUUGUGAAGUUUGUAUUUUUUCCAAAUAAAUAUUAAAUCAUUCAUUUAGUUUCACUAAUGAAAUUAAUGUUCUCAAA